AUGGCAGGAAACAUGCCGGUGUUUUCUCUCCCUCCCUUCCUCCCCCUGCCUCCAUCACUUCUCGUUCACCCCAACCUCUCUCCGCCCGGUGGUCCCGGAGGAGGGCUCUUCCGAGGUGCAGUGGCUGGGCGCUGGGGGGGGCUCUGGGGCGCAGUGUGUGACGCAGGCUGGGCCCAGAAAUCACCCCAGUCUCCUCCCGUUUCUUCUCUCUCCCCCGACUGGCAGGUCAUUGUGAGGGUGCGUCCGCCCACGCGCUCUGAGCUGAAGGAGGGCUCCUCCGAGGGGAAGUGUGUGAGGGAGGUCCAGCCCACGUCGCUGGUGCUCGUGAAACCGGACAAGGCAGGGGUGGCGGCGAGCAGGGCCGGCGCGGGUGAGAGGGAAGGCACUCAGUUACCGGGCGAGCUGUUCGAGUUUGACCACGUGGCGGGGGAGAGCGCAUCGCAGAAGGACCUGUUUGAGCUGGCAGGGAGGCCCAUAACGGGGAGUGGGAAAACGUACACGAUGCUGGGAGUUGCUGGGGGGCCGGGCAUUGACCGGGGGAUGAUUCCUCGUGUUUUCGACCUGGUCUUCGCCCAGAUUGCCCUGGAGAAGCAGCAGAGGACGAGUGAGAAGCUAGCGUUCAAGUGCUCCUUCCUGGAGAUUUACAACGAAACCCUUAGGGAUCUGCUCGAUCCCACCAGGAAUAACUUAAGUAUUUCGUGGAUAAAGGAAAAAGGGCGCGGCAUGUGUGUGCAUGUGAACAACCUCUCUUCAGAGGAGGUCACCUGUUUCUCUGACGUGAUGGGGCGUAUCCAGCAGGGAGUCAAGAACCGCCAAACGGGGGAGACAAAGAUGAACAGAGAGAGCAGCCGCUCUCACUGUGCCUUCAUGUUCAGCAUUGAGAGCACGUGGACCGUCGCUGGCGAAAUCAAGCGUCGAUUCGGCCGCCUGAACCUCGUCGACCUUGCAGGUUCCGAAAGGCCGAAGAAAUCUGGGGCUGAGGGAGAGCAGUUCGAUGAAGCGUGCAACAUCAACGAGUCCCUCCUUUUUCUUGGAAACCUUAUCAACGAUCUGGCGGAGAAGCGCGUGCCCGCGUACGGCAACUCCCUCCUCACCCGCCUCCUCCGGGACUCCCUGGGGGGCAACUCGAAGACCACCCUGGUUGCAUGCAUCAGCCCGGCUUUAGGGUCGCACCAGGAGACGCUCAGCACGCUCAGGUUCGCGCAGAGGGCGAAGCUGGUGUGCAACAAGGCAGUGGUGAACGAGUCUGCAGUGGGCCAGCGGGACGACCUGCAGAGGGAGAUUGCCCAGCUCCAGGGCAAGCUUCACCGCAUCUGUGAGAUCUGCACCUGCGGAGCACAUCUGCUUCUGGAAGAGGGGCUGGGGGCAGUGGAGGGGAGGGGAGGGGAGGAGGAAGAGGUGGAGGGGGAGGAGGAUCAGCAGGAGGUAAGUGGGUUGGAUGCUGAGAGGAGAGAUGUGGUGAGUGUGAAGGAACAGGUGAGUGCAAUGCCUCAGUAUGUGCCAGGAACAGGAGCUGUUGGAGCAGGAGGGAGCAGCAAGAAUCAACCAAGCUUCUACACCCUCUCCUUCCCUCCUUGCCCCACCAGGAGAGCAUUUCUAAGGCGCCUAGAAAAUCGUCACAUAUGGCAACAAUCAACCAAGCUGCUACACCCUUCCCUCCCCUCCUUGCCUUACCUCCAGGAAAGCGGCAUCAACAAGGGGUUCGAGACUCCCCUACCCACGAGGGGCAAGGCCACAGCUGGAAGGGGGAAAGCCGGAGGAGCUGAGGUGGCAGAUGAGGAGGCUGACGUGGUGGAUGAGGGAAGUGACGUGGCAGCACGAGAGGAGAGGAUGAGGAAGGGAGAGGAGGUCAGGAGAUUGACUGAAGAGAGGGAUGAGCUUCAGAGGAGGGUAGAGGAACUGGAGGAGAUGGUGCGAGUGGCUGAGAGGAGGGCGCAAGAGGAUGCGCUGUCACUUCAGGAAGCAGCGAGGAAGUUGAAGGAGGCACAGGAAGAGGCAGCAGCAGGGGAGAGAGCGAGGGUAAAUCUGGUGAGACAGGAGGAGGAGAGAAUGAGAGAGACGCUGGCGGGGCAGCAUGAGGAGGAGGAGAGAAUGAAAGCGACACUGGUGGGAAUGAAAGCAACGCUGGCGGGGCAGCAUGAGGAGGAGGAGAGAAUGAAAGCGACACUGGUGGGAAUGAAAGCAACGCUGGCGGGGCAGCAUGAGGAGGAGGAGAGAGUGAAAGCGACACUGGUGGGAAUGAAAGCAACGCUGGUGGGGCAGCAUGAGGAGGAGGAGAGAGUGAAAGCGACACUGGUGGGAAUGAAAGCAACGCUGGCGGGGCAGCAUGAGGAGGAGGAGAGAAUGAAAGCGACACUGGUGGGAAUGAAAGCAACGCUGGCGGGGCAGCAUGAGGAGGAGGAGAGAAUGAAAGCGACACUGGUGGGAAUGAAAGCAACGCUGGCGGGGCAGCAUGAGGAGGAGGAGAGAAUGAAAGCGACACUGGCAGGGCUGCAUGAGGAGGAGGAGCAAAUGAGGGAGGACCUGGCGAGCCUGCAGGAGAAGAUGGAGAGAGCAACGGCUCUGGAGGAGGUGGAGCAAUUGCGCGUGGAGGUGGCGAAGCAGAGGAGCUUGGCCGACCAGGCUCUAGCGCUCUCCCAGGAGCAUGCGCAGCUCAGGCAGAAAGGGAGAGGCACAGACUGGAGGGAGACUGGAGGUGUGAGUGUGGGUGUGGAGUGGAUUGACUAUGAUGAGGAGGCGAGGCUGUUGCAGAGAUUGGAAGGUAGCGCAGCUGAGGUUCCUGGUGGUGUGGGUGUGCCGAAAGGUGGGGGUGUAGUGGAGUGUGCUGGUGAGAGUGGUGUUGCUGUGCCAUUUUAA
Messenger RNA from Closterium sp. Naga37s-1, 2856 nucleotides. The record is from the annotation of a GenBank genome assembly. Lineage: Eukaryota; Viridiplantae; Streptophyta; Zygnematophyceae; Desmidiales; Closteriaceae.